Molecule: messenger RNA, 3949 nt
Organism: Porites evermanni
Lineage: Eukaryota; Metazoa; Cnidaria; Anthozoa; Scleractinia; Poritidae
Source: the annotation of a GenBank genome assembly
GUUUCCAUGUUUUCUUUGAGGUGACCCAAAGGUCAUCCCCGUGGCCCCACAUCGCGUGACUCAAAACGUGACACGCCUUACGUAACGCACAAAAAAUUGACUAAAAUGAAACUCUUCUCCGCGGCGGUCUUAUUGUAUGAUGCGACUUUGGUGCAAGCGAGGCAGGAUAAGUGGUAAAAGACUGCUGUGGUAUGUAUUUGUAGUUGCAUUUCUUAUCAUCGUUUAUCGGGUAAUUCAAGAGAAUGCCGGUGACAUCGAAAGGCAAUGGACUUGCGAGGAACUUCAUGCAAAGGAUCGACUGAUUCAACUUGUGAGUAUUAACAUCAUCAAUGCAGGAAAUAUUAUUGCAGAAUCAUAAAAAUAAAGGCCCUACGUACCACGAGGUUCGAAGAGGAUAGGUGGAGGUGAGCAGAUGAAAAUGAAAACAAUCAAGGCAGUUACCAUGUGCGAAGUUACGUUAAAACUCUCAUUAUCCAAGUCUUGAGUUAAUCAAAGUGACAGUUACACAAGGAAGUGAAUGUAUCGUUCCGUUACCCCUUGCAUCGUAUCGUUUCACCAGUAUGCAAUAAAUCGCAUUUUAAUAGAAUAGAUCCAUAAGUAAGAAUGAAAUAUCUGUUACAUAUACUAAAACAGGUUGACAGAUUUUGUUCGUGUCAUAGUCGAGUUGGAAGAGUCAUCCUAUCUAAAAACAAGAUUAAAUGUAUUGGCAGGAAGCAUAUGCUUCUAAUAUUGGUGAUUAGGGGGUCGUCAAGGAAAAUAAUUGGGAGGUGGGAACGUCCACAUCCUGCAGUGGUCACGUCUUUCAUAUCAUGCGUGCCUUUAGCCGGGAAUCACCCGCCGCCCUGUUAAAUAAUUUUAUUAUUAUCCAUGUUUAACCAAAGUGUCAAGAUUUUAAUCGCGGGAUCACUGGAGGAAAUCUCUGCAAAGACUUGUGUGACAGUCAUGAGCUUGCCAUUCAAGAUUGCCUCGCUCACAAGAAUACAACCAUUGUGUUUUCUGGAACGUGGAGAGAUCAUGACAUUGUAUUCAAGACAAAGAGGGAACCUCAUCAUUUUGAAGACUUGACAGCUCUAAUUGAUGCUGGACACGGUGGUAAGAUAACAUUAUUAAAGGCAUUCAAGGAAUUAAGUCACUUAGGGACUUCUGAUAAACUGCUAAAUUCUCCUUUCAAGUAAUCUUGUUUAUGCUUUUGAAAUAAAGGGAGAAUUUGACAUCAAAUCAGGAAUCACUUCAGGCCUUAGUAAUGUAAUAAUGGGAACAGGAGUGGGGGACCCUAGAUGUGCAUGCAUCCUACUUUUAUCUCACACCUCAAAUAUUAGUACUCCUUCUUUGCCUGGAACACAAACAUUUCACCCCUACCCCAAUCAACAAAUGAAAACGAAGGGGUGCCAGUGUUUCCUCUCUUGCAGCCAGUGGCCAUGGCUGAAUUGUGGGGGUGAGAUCGGACAUCAACAUGUAAAAAGGCACUAUGAAGCUGCUUCAGUCCAUGUUUGAUCUCGCCAGCCCAUCCAGACCAGUGUCAGCACGUGGAUGUUCAACCGCCAAAAAAGUUCCAUAUAAGUAGUCCUUUGCACCAAGGUUAGCUAUGUUAUAUUAUGAUUAUAUUAUGGCAGAGUGUUUACUGAACACACAUCUCUAUCUAGAGACAUUCCAUUGCACUGAUUAAGUCUUAAAAUACUUAAAUACAUGUCAUUCAGUUUCACCAUAACAAAGUUUCAAUUGGUUCAUUGACAGACAAUGAUGAUGGCAUUACUACUGGAGAUGACCAAGGUGGAAUUCAGGAACUCUUUACGUCGCACGUGUUUGAACAUGUAGUGAAUGAACUAUCUUUAUUUCAAAUGAAAGAUUUGAUGAAGCCAAAGAGGGUGCUAGAACAACUCUGGUACCCCCACCCCAUGGGUAAACUCACUUGGGCUGAUAUGUCAAGUUUGUGGCUCUUAAUACAAAGAGAUGAAUUUAUCAAGCUGCAGCUACUACAAAGCAUGAAACACAUACCACAAGUGUAUGGAUUCUGUGGGAGAUUCUAUGCUGUUGAAAAAGUGCAAGCGUUAGAGGAAUUGACAUUUACUCCUUUCAGAAAGCCAAUGCCUUGGAAGAAACGCUUGAAAAUAGCUUUGGACUUUUUAAGUCUCGAAAAGGAAUUUUCAAACACAAGUCUAGGAACACUUCAUCAUUGUGAUAUCCAGCCUGGAAAUUUUGGUAUCACCAAAGAUAUGCGAGUUGUAGCCUUGGACAUUGAUACUGUAUUCCCGACACGACAAAUGAAGGAUUUUCUUGAACAGCCAACUUGUGAAAGUAACAAACAAUGCGACUUUUUUGACUGUGUUUCUUCAUGCAAUCAGACAGUUCAUCAAUGUUCCAGAAAUAUUCUGACAAAUAAUUUACAGGUUAGAAAAGUUUUGAUCACUUACCACCUUUUAAACCAAUAGGGCUGUUCAUCAUCCCAGGGGGUGGGGGGUACUCCCUAAAAUGGCCUAUAUGGGGAGGUUUUACCUAAAAGGAGUACCUUUUCCAGGCUUCAGGUAUAUGAAAGGGUAGGGAUUUCGCUUGUUGAAGUAUAUGAAAGGGUAGGGAAAUCAAUCAUUGUGGGGCUAACAGAUGAAGAAUUUUGUGGCUGUGAAAAAGUUCAAAAAAUGUUCUGGUUGUGUGUUUUAUUCACAUUUUGAAGACAAUACAUUUAUAGCAGUUACAAGGGAUGCAAAGUUCCGAACUAAAAGGUGAAAGCCUCCCAAUUUAAACUUUGUUGUCCCCAAACAGAACAAAAGAGUCAGCAGUCUCUUACUUUUUCUUCUCGGGCUUAUGCCCUUGUUUAUCAUGGCUCACGGCUUCGCCACUCGCCUGCUUGAUUUUCAUGUGCCGUUACUUGCCAAAGAAGAAUAAGAGACUGCUCGCAGUCUAGUAUUAGAGUUCAUGUUUGUAUCACAUCUAGUACGUUGAGUAUGAAACAAGUAAAAAUAAAUAGGAGCAAUAUCCAAAAAAUGAGAUAUUAGUAAACUUUAGGAGUGUUUUGAAAAUUUUUUAUCGGCAAAUCUACUAUUUUGAAUGGGGAAUUAACUGAGAUAAGCAUUUUACUGACAUCCUUGCUGACACUGGCCGUUUUCACACUAAAGAUGGAUUAUCCGUCUGAGACGGAUUAUCUUUCUUCAAAAUCUGUCAAAAUUUACAGGUAAAAAGAAGGAUAAAAUCAGACGGAUUGUUCAUCCAAAAAGUAAAACCAUUCCAUAUUCAAAUUAAGACGUAUUAUCUGUCUGACGUGAAUUAUCCAACGGAUAACCCAUCUCAGAUGGAUAAUCUGUCUCUAGUGUGAAAACAGCCAUUCACUAUAUAAAAAAAGACUUAAAUUUUGAUCCCAAUAAUUUAAGGCAAUCAGCUGUCCGUAGACAAAUGUUUUCAUUCCCAACAUAGUUCGUAGAGGAGACUAGUAACUAGGAAAGCUGGAAAACAUCAAAAUUGAAAACAAUGGUGCUGUAGGUUAUGUUGGAAGCUCCUUGACCGUGCACAAUCCUUUGUUUUGUGUUCACAAAUAGUAACUGAAUAAAUUAAUACAUUAUGUUUCUAUUGGUCAGUAAGUUCAAAAUGACAGGAAUACUAUUGAACAUUGUGCAUGGUCAGGUCCAAAAAAGCCAGCAAAAACAUAUAACAAAGGGUUUCCCAACCAUUCCACUUUAAUUAACUAUGAUCCCAUGGUAAAUAAUAAACAAAAAUGUAUCAUAUAAUGACUAAGAGUAUGUCCUUUUUGCUACUGCAGGUCAUUUGUCGUGAUAUUCUGGUAUCACGUUGGGAACAACCAGGAUUAUUAAAAAGAGCUCCUGUGCAUAUUCAAAACAAACUGUCACCUCUACUAUCAGAAUGUGCAUCAGAAAAGAUGUUGCCAUGGGAACAAAGCAAAAGAAAAAGGAUACAUAAAAGGCUCAAGAAAAUUCUAUCUGAAGAACUCUGGUCGAAGUAG